GACGGGAUUCUCCUGUCCUGCAGAGCCCCCCAGCCCCACAUUUGGGGACAGUGGCAAGGGGGGCUGCAGGAUCUGGUAAGGGGGGGGGAUUCCUCGCUGGGAAUCUGCCCAGACAGGAGGGAUUUGCACCCCUGGGUUUGGGUGAGAACCCCGAGAGAAGCGGGGAGAGAAGAUGGCGCUGGGGCUGAUUGUGAACCUCGUCCUGCUCCUCGUCAUCGUCCCUCCAGCCUGGGCACAGUGUGGUGCCCACAGCGAAGCCGUGGCAGGCGCCGUGGGCGGCGUCGUCUGCCUGAGCCCCAGCCCGGCCCACCAGAGGAGCUACUCCCGGAUCCACUGGCGGCUCAACGACACCAGGAAGCUGGCCAGCUGGAGCCCCCAGGAGAAGUUCCAGUACCCCAACAGCACCUCCAGGCACCGCCUGGAGCUCUUCGCCAACUUCUCGCUGCGGAUCAGCCGCCUGCAGAAAGGCGACAGCGGCGAGUACCACCUGUACCUGGAGGAUGACACGGGCAAGGAGGACCGGGACAGGGUCACCCUGACGGUGUACGACGCGGUGCCCAAGCCCCGGGUGACGGUGACGGUGACCAAGGGCGACCAAGAGCACUGCAACGCCACCCUCGAGUGCUCCGUGGGGCUCCAGGAGGUGACCUACGAGUGGAUCCCCCCCCGGCAGGUCCUGCUGGAGGGUGGGGAGGGCCCUGUUCAGAAAGUCUCCUUCAACCCCUCGGAAGGCACCUACGUCUGCAGGGUCAGCAACCCGGCCUCCUCCAACAACGCCUCGCUGACCUACAGGCACCCCUGCUCCUGGACAGCUGAAUCCUUUUCUGACGCAUCCUGCACCUGCCACCGGCGGGCUGGUGUUCCUGGGGCACCUCCUCCUGCUCUUCUUCCACCUGGCUCUGGCCUGAGGACGCUGCAGUCAACAUCUGCCCUCGCCUCCUCACCCCCCACCACGUCACCAGCAGCUGGAUGGGGCUCCCAGACCUCGUGGGUGCAGAGAGAAGUGGCUGCUGGAGGAGAUGAUUUCCACCUAAUCCCUCCCUCCGUGGGUUCACCAGGAAAUCCUCCUCUCCUUCACCCCGUGGGACCAGUGGGGCCACCCAGCCUGAGCCUUUCCAAGGGCUCUCUGGAUAUUUUGGGCAUUCUCUGUUUUUCAGGACAAGGGGGCAGAGCCAAGGGGGCACCUCUGGCUUUCCCUCUGGGUUUGAGGACAAAUAUCUGUUUAUACAUUAAAUUUUUACGCAAACACCACGUUUUUAGGUCUCUGGGGUCGUUUCUGCCGAACCGCGAGCCGGCGCUUUGA
Messenger RNA from Myiozetetes cayanensis, 1303 nucleotides. Its product is annotated as SLAM family member 5-like. NCBI's taxonomy places the organism in Eukaryota, Metazoa, Chordata, Aves, Passeriformes, Tyrannidae. Gene Ontology annotation, biological process: T cell activation. The record is from RefSeq and is a predicted model, not a curated record. Gene Ontology annotation, cellular component: external side of plasma membrane. Bases 173 to 1303 code for a protein of 376 amino acids. The transcript has 5 exons.